Aegilops tauschii subsp. strangulata is the source of this 1710-nucleotide messenger RNA. Lineage: Eukaryota; Viridiplantae; Streptophyta; Magnoliopsida; Poales; Poaceae. The record is from RefSeq and is a predicted model, not a curated record.
CGGAUUCUAUCCCACCAUGUGUGUCACCAUGUAGGAUGCCUGGACCACACCUGCCCACUUUGUGCUAUUAGCUCUUUUGCAAAACGAUAGUAAUGUAUUAUGUUAUUUUUAUAUAUAUUAUACAUAUGACUAUGCGAAACGGAAGAAACCCUGUUGAGCUAUAAAUAGCCACCAAUGCCCAGUUGCCACAUUCACACAUACACAAAAAUAGAAGCAAAUAGAGCUCUAGUUUUGAGAAACCCCAUGGCAGAAAGAGCAAAAGGACGACCCUCAGAUGCACUUAGCGUGAUGGUCAUUGAUGAAGAUGAGUUUCAUGCCAACUCUGCAAAAUCCAUGCUCUCUGAAUUGAACUAUUAUGUGGCAGUAUAUACAAGUCCCAUAGAAGCACUCGGUAUUCUUGAAAAGAAAGCACAUGAUGUUGAUUUCAUCAUGGCAGCAGUGGACAUGGAAGAGUUGAAUGGCUUUCAGUUCUUGGAAGCUGCCAAAGAUAUGCAUAGAAACCUUCAAGUGAUUAGUAUGUUCAUGAAUUAUUUGUCUCCAACUGCAUGCACAUGCAUCUUCUUUUAUGUGACAUUGAGAAGUCUUUUAUUUUUUUUAAGUAGUGAUGUCAACAGAAACAACAAUCUACACAAUGAAGAGAUCUAUUCAACUUGGUGCUCUUUUUUGGCGAAGAAGCCUCUUGAUGCUAAUACCAUUCACAAUAUGUGGCAACAUCUUGAUGUAAAAGUUCUUAGGCUGAACAGGAUGAAGUAUCUAUUUCAAGGUGUUGGAGAUAAAGCCCAACAUGGAAAAGAAGUUGGAGAGUCCGUAGCACAGCAAAAGGAUGGAACUAAAACGACCACUCAACUCAAAUGGAUACCUUUCCUAGAGAGCAAGUUUUUAUAUGCUCUUCAAAUACUUGGAGCAAAUGCAUCGCCCAGCAAGAUAAAGAUAAUCAUGAACAUGGACACUGUUACGACGAAACAAAUUUCUGCGCAUCUACAGAAACAUCGAAAACGCAUGGAAAGGGAACAAAACAUGGCAAAGUUAAUGGAUAGCUACGGGAAUUGUGCCUCAAGUUCUAAAUCCGUGAAGACUCGCCAUACAAUCCCUUACACGCCCGGCUAUCAUUCAGAAGACGUAGUCCAAAGAACAAUGAUGCCAAGCUUGUUUGGAGACACUCAAGGCGUUGAUGUAUCUGCAGCAAUGCGAAGAGCCUUACAACUUGGGGUUGUUUUUGACGAGUUCCAGUAUUCCAAUGGUCCUUCUAGUGACGAACCAUGCGAAGUUAUAGGACAUAUAACAGGAGAAGAUGGCAUCGUUGAUGAAGCUAAUGGCUCAAAUUCAUCUAGUCAGGAUCAAGUUGCUGCUCAAACAUACAAUUCAAGAGCUGCACAUGCGAUCACAUUCAGGAACAAUUAUCAUCAUGACCAAGUCUCCAACAUAAGUAAGGUUCCGGUUGAGGGCCUUGUAGACUAUCCAGAUUCCGAGGAUUCUGAUUAGGUGGAGGUACCUUAAAUCAACUAGAUAUUGAGUAUAGACUUAAACUCUCACUAGACUUUAUGGUGAGUUGAAGAUUAACAUGUAGGGUCGGGCAGAUAAUAUUCAGGCCCUGUGGCAAACUCUGAAAUGGGGCCUAAUCAAAGUGCCAUAAUUUUCUUUGAAAGAUUUACCAAGACAGUCCAUAAAGAUUGAAUCAUGAGUGAGUUCUGGAAACUAAGAAAUCAGAUA